Messenger RNA from Hippocampus comes (tiger tail seahorse), 4413 nucleotides. RefSeq names its product shisa family member 9a (gene shisa9a). Gene Ontology annotation, biological process: regulation of AMPA receptor activity; regulation of short-term neuronal synaptic plasticity. The transcript has 4 exons. Bases 389 to 2125 code for a protein of 578 amino acids. NCBI's taxonomy places the organism in Eukaryota, Metazoa, Chordata, Actinopteri, Syngnathiformes, Syngnathidae. The record is from RefSeq and is a predicted model, not a curated record. Gene Ontology annotation, cellular component: AMPA glutamate receptor complex; postsynaptic density; dendritic spine membrane.
CCUCUCUCCCUCCCUCCCCCUGUUUUCCUCGUCCUCUCUUUAGCGCACCAGGCUCUCCCACCACAUUUCUCACUGCGCUCUCCUUCUCAGUGCUGCGAGUGGUGCGUAAGAGCGCGCCGAAAAGCGCAGCCCACUUUGGGAGGGGGGGGAGAUUUAAAAAAAAAAAAAAAAAAAAAAGCACCAUACUGAGAACACACACACACACAGAGCAACCAGUGCUUUGAAUCUCGCGUGUUCAUAGAUGAUGUUAGUUAAGAUGUUCAUCAGCUCGGACGAAGGCGCGUUGCUGUUUGGGUGUAUGUUUCUGGACUUUUCAGCGUGGCAUGACCGCCUCCCGUCUUCGAGUCUCGGCGUUUCAGCGUGAAGUUGAACGGAGGAGGAAGCGACCAUGAGAGGCGACUCCUUUCUCCUCGGCUUCUUGCUGCUCAAAGUUACCGCUCUGGUGUGUAAGGCGGACGGGGAGCCGGGCUUGCUCGGGGGCUUCGUGAUGAUCGCCACCUCCAACGGUUCCACCGAGGAGGAGAACGUGUCCGAGGAGACCCCCCACACGGAGGACAAAUGCCGAGGCUACUACGACGUGAUGGGACAGUGGGACCCUCCGUUUAUUUGCAAAACGGGCAAUUAUUUAUACUGCUGCGGCACCUGUGGCUUCCGCUUCUGCUGCUCCUACAAACAUUCUCGACUGGAUCAGAGCACCUGUAAAAACUACGACACCCCAUUGUGGAUGAAAACCGGCCAGACGCCGUAUAAGAAAAUGAACAAGAUGCACGACAGCACCAAAGACAAGACGAACUUAAUUGUUUACAUCAUAUGUGGAGUUGUGGCUAUUAUGGCGCUCGUGGGGAUUUUCACCAAAUUGGGUCUUGAAAAGGCGCAUCGUCCACAGAGAGAGAACAUGUCCAGGGCGGUUGCCAGUGUGCUGCAAGGCGGGUGCCCAGGUGAGCCGUUCCGAGGAGAGGAGACCCUUGGCAUGCAUUCCAAGCACUAUGUUUCCAGGGGUGCGAACCUUCAGGGUGCUCAGAUCAACAACGUGGGGCCUGUGUCAAACGUGGUCCAACAGCACCCGUAUCCCGCCCUCAGCCAGUUGGCUCAUGUCUAUGAACAUCAGCAGCAGCAGCAACAGCAGCAGCAACAGCAACAGCAACAGCAACAACAACAACAGCAACAGCAACAGCAACAGCAGCAACAGCAACAGCAACAGCAACAGCAGCAACAGCAGCUACGGCAACUACACAUGCAGCAGCAAAACAAGGAUUUCAACAAAUAUGCCUCCUUGAAGGCUGUGGCCGCCAAAUACAACGGUGAUCUGUACAACAAGCGCAGGCUGAUGGUGGAGCUACCGACAAAAGGCGGUCUUCCGCUCCAACCCAUGGGCAAUUCCCGACCUUCCAUGGCCAGCAUGUCAUCGAUGACCACCAACCAGAUUGCUUCGAACCCCAUGGCUUCCCACUCCAUGAACCAUAUGUCCUCCAUGACUGCUAUGACAUCGAUGACACCCAUGACUGCAAUGACGCCCAUGACCUCCCUUGCCCCGAUGACUUCUAUGACUCCGAUGACCUCAUUGGGGCCACUGACCCCAGAGCCAGUGGCAACCUAUGUUACCGAGAUGCCCAGAAUCUCCUCCGUGUCAACCCUCCCAACAGACCGACGCAGCAUUGGAGUCACGUCGUUAAAGCCAAAUGGCCAGAAACCUAAGAGCAACCACGGCCACGUCGCCCACGGCUCCCACAGUGCCCUCACUCACCUUCACAGCCACAGUAGCAAGCCUCUAGGACUGGGGACUACCUCCUUGGCACACAUGGGGGGUACUAUGCCAGGGGGCACAUCCCUCGGAAUAUCCAGGGUCGCCGAGACCCCCAUCGGAUCCAGCUUUGCAACGAUGGGUCGACCGUUGGCGUACAGUUCUAAUACCAUCUCGUCUGGGCAUACAGUGGGUAUGGGGUUAAGGGGCUGGGAUGGGACAGAGACAGUGGGCCGAAGGAAGACCUACGGGCACAAGAGGCCUCAGUGUACGGUGCUGGAGCCCAACCAGCUUCACGGUUCCAGAGGCCACAGCCACAGCCAACAUUUCCUUCCCACACAGCCCUACUUUGUGACCAACAGCAAGACAGAAGUGACUGUGUGAGCAAGGAUAUGAGGAUCAAGUGUAAAGAAUGCAUGUGAAAGUAAUUUCCGAGAAGAGACACCGUCACCAGAGUCGGCCAAGAGCUGCGGGUCUGUUUGUUUGUGUCAUGAAGCUAAAGGUUGUUGGCACUGGUAAAAGAUUUCUACACGUUUGUGAUGCGAUAGUGACAUCAAGUCCGGUCGGUCACUUUUUCCCAUAUAAAGAGUCCAUUCCUGAGAUCACUGAAUGGACGGCUGAUGUCUGUCAAACGUUAGUGGUUAAGUUGGUGACAUCGGCAACCGUAACAGUAACAAUGAAGCGUAUCUUUCAAGUUGUAUCUUACAGCUAAACAAGCCUUGCACAGGAAACGGAAUCCUGCCAAGGAAGCAAUACAAGGGAUCCGAUGACGACACUCGGACCGUUGCCACGUUACGAGUGUCACAGUGUCUGUUACACAAACACGGUUGAAUUCAACAACAUUCCAGUGUCUCGCCACGAGAAUCUCUCGACAGGUUCAGAACUGACAUGAGAAAGGGCUCUGGGCUUUGGACUGUAUUCAGAGCAGGUUUUGUAUUGAGGCCGUUUAGAAGCCUCUUCGUAAGCUUCGCAGCUGAAGGUCACCCUUCUCAAACAAAGCUCCAGCUCGGAUCAUGUUGGGAUCAAGGAGUAGGUUGCCAUUCAGCCCUCAUCUGCAUGUGGACGGCUAGCCCAGAGGUGGGACAGUCAAAGCAGUCAUCUGGAUGCUGCUGCAGCAUCUUUCUUCCAUAAUCACACUCAAGUGCACAUACAAGGAUUCACAAACACAUGAAGGUAUAAGACCGGGGCCAACAGCGAGCAUACUGUAGAAAUGUCAGUCACUUGGCUUUUAGAACUCCUUUACUGCUUUGUUUCGUUUGUUUGCUUAUGUGAUCUGUAUAUCUUUGUUACAUAUUGAAUUAAAUCUCAAGUGGAAUGAAGUACCAAGUUUAUUCGAAGUGGUCAGAAUGGGGCCUUCACUAAACUCGGACUGGACAUAAUUUUGCAGUAUCUAUUCUCUGAACGAUUUCAAGAGAUACUAUAACCCUCCCUUUCAAAAUAAAAUAUCUCUAACUCCAUACUUUAGCGAGACAAAGAGUCAAGAUAAUUAGUCAGGAAAUAGUUGGGGGUUCUUUUUAAUUUUUUUUUUUUGUGGAAUGAUUGAGGAAACCCAGUUUGAUUUCAUCACUUGUACUCCACAUAAAACCUUCCAUCCUACUUGGGGAGAUUCAGGGGAUCCUAUCUGGGUUAUUUGACCCAAACACAAAAAUAAAACCCAUGACUGGAAAAAAAAAUUAGGUCAGAUCAUUUGAGUGCCUCUCUCAGCCAUUUGCAUUUUUUUUUUGGAAUGAUAGAGCCCUAUUUGCUUUCAACAUCCACCAAUAUCAUCUCGACCCCAUAAUCAAAACGCUUCAACUAUAACACUUUUUUUUUUUCCGAGCAUUCCGAGGGACGACAGUUAAACAACACUAUUUUUUUAAAAUUAUAGAUGUGCUGGUCGUGCAUGGUUUACUAUGAUACAUGACAAGUUUGGAUAUUUAUCACACAUGCGCACAAAAGCAGAAAACUCAAAUGUCAAAAUUAGCACGAGCCCAAACUUUUGUGUAACAGUUUACAAAAUCCACAUGAGAUUUUUACAGCUGGCAUUCUCCUACCUUUGACUAACAGAAGUCAUUUUAAUCACAUUUUCUGUACCGUCUCAGAUUUUCUCUUCAAGAUUUUGUGAGAAAUAACAUAACAGAAGGCCAAUGUUUGUUUUUGAUGUGAUCUCAACCAAACCUAAUCCGGCUCGCCAGAAAUGUGGAAAUAUGAAUCCGCUUGCCAACUUCCGUUGCUUCACCGUGAAAGCUCAUCCAGUUUGGCAGAAGCGGCCACUUGAAUAUGAGUGAAGCGGGUAGAGCGGUGGAAACAAGUGAUUGAAACAUAAAUAAAUAAAAUAAUACAUCUCUUACUAUGAGAAGAAAAAAAAAAAGAAAACGACAGCUGGAAUUGGUUGCGCCGACAGGUCACAAUUGAGAGGGUCACAUGGCUACAGAUGAAAAGGUUCAGCGGGAAGUCAUUUUGGAAAUUCUCCAAUCAGGCAGUCGGUCAGACAAAAAAAAAAAAAUCAUAAAAAGACAGGUUUACGACGCAAUCUGCUCACCAGGAGUAGUCGGUAUUCACCAUCACUGUCUAUCAUGAUGAGACAAAGAACAAACAAACUGCAUGCGACUGCAUAUAUUUCUCGAUUUGUUCAGUUGAGUUGCGUUUGGCCGUGUCACUCGGUGUUGGGGCAGGAUUUAUUCAGAGAUUAC